UGUGGGCAGCGGCGCGGUCGCUGCGUUUGUCAGUCACAUUGUAAGGUCUCCAAUACCCAACUCUAGUCAUACGCGCGCAGCAUCACAAACAAACAAAGCAUGCGAGGUAGACGCAAAGCCCAGAACCGUCGGUCAGGAACGUUCGACCCAGAAGAUGCGAAAAAGGUCAAACAUACACGCAUUGGCGUGUGGGACUUCUACGAAGAGAAACGACCAAUACUAGGAUGGAAUAUUCCCGGGACAUCGAUGGUCGAACACUACCUGGAUAUGACCCGGAGUUUGCCAUAUGUAUGGCGCAUGAUGAAGGACAUCUCACAAAUCAGAAAUUGCUGGCUUCUUGUAGUAUUAUACGUCUUCAUCGAACUCGCACACUCAUUGAUCCCAGCUGCAUCACUAUGGUAUUCUGGUCAGCUACUAUCAAUUGUACAAAUCGCGAUAGACACGCGUACCGUUGACAAGGACUUCCUUGUACGCAUCUCUGUCGGCCGCAUGGGCUGCGCCGUGCUCGGCCGUCUGCUCGGUCAUGCCAAGAGCACAAUAUCCUACCCGCUAGCAAACCGUCUCAAACAAUACUACACCGUCCACCUGUUCCAUGCCCGCGCUCGCUUGGACCUGCCGACUUUCGAGGACCCCGCCGUUCAACGCCAGCUCGAGGAGGCGAGCCAGGCGUCCCAAGGGGGCGUCGCAUGGGAUACCUUCUCGAUGACGACGUCUGCUGUGUCUACAGCGCUGCAUAUCACGUCUGAGGUGUCGAUGCUCGCGACGAUCCUGAAGGAUCAGCCAGAUGGCAAGUUGCUGGCAACGAUCAGCCUAUCACAGAGUCUCCUCGAUUGGUUCUCAAAGAGCAACUCGAUCGACAGAGGGCACGGCGUCUGGGCUGCGACGACACGCAACCAAGACUUCGUCAAGAUGCAGGGGCUCAAACGCGUCGUCUCGUACCCUGAGCACCGCAAGGAGUUUGUCGCCGGGAACCUAGCAGAGUACUGCACGACAGUGUUCAAGGAAGCCGCUCAGCGUGUCGGCGACCAGGCCGGUGACUUCUGGGAAGUCAGACGCCAAUGGAAGAGCCGUAAACGGCUAUCCCUUGCGUCCCUCCUCAAAGAGCCCUGGAAGGAGCUCCCGCAGAUCGUUUUCACCCUCCGCGCAGUGCAAUAUCCAGCAUCCAUUCCUGUCUCCCUUGCCUCUCUGAAUCUCAUCCAACACACCGCCUCCAGCUUUGGCUGGACGGUGUACCGGUUCAUUGACCAAUUUGGGUCGAUCGCGGACCAGCUGGCUACUGUGCGCAAAUUGUACGAUAUUGUCAACAUCCCAAACCGCAUAUCGGAUGGCACUCUACCGUUCCCCGAGGACACGCAGAAGGCCAAGGCGGGCAUCACCGUGGAAUUCAGGAAGGUAUCGUUCCGCUAUCCGGAUUCAGAGGAUUGGGCACUGCGGCAUGUCUCUUUCAAGCUUCUUCCCGGUCAACUCUGCGUCAUCGUCGGUGCUAAUGGGUCCGGCAAAAGUACCGUCUUGAAGUUGAUCAUGCGCCUCUAUGAUGUCGAGGAGGGCGAGAUCCUCAUUGACGGCAGGGACAUCCGCACACUGAAACUGGGAGAUCUUCGACAAGCGGUCUCAGUGCUCUUCCAGGACUAUACGCACUUCCCAUUGUCGAUCCGCGACAACAUCGCCCUCGGCAAUCCAGGCCACGCGACGAACGACGACCAGGUCCGGCUCGCAGCCAAGCUCGGCGGGGCGGAAGAGUUCAUCGAGCGCCUCCCAGAGGGGUUCGACACGUAUCUCGAUCGGCCAGUGACAGACUACUAUUCCGGUGUCCCAGAGGGAACGAAGACCCUGUUUGGACGGCCGGUGGAGUAUGCGGGCCUCCGCGGGAUAACAGCGAUGCAGUCGAACACGGGGCAUAGCCUGAGUGGAGGACAGAUGCAGAGGCUGGCAGUGGCCCGAACCUUCAUGCGCUCAAUAGUGGCCGAAGACAGUACUGUGGGGCUGCUUUUAUUUGAUGAGCCUAGUGCAUCGCUAGACCCUACAGCUGAACAUGACCUCUUCACUCGGCUGCGACAGCUGCGGGGCGACAAGACUAUGCUCUUCUCAUCACAUCGUUUCGGGAACCUGACGAGACACGCAGACCUGAUCCUAUACAUGGACGACUCUGCUAUCGAAGAGGCGGGGACGCACGCAGAGCUCCUAGCUCGGGAUGGUGGCUAUGCAAGGAUAUGGAAGCUUCAGGCGCAAGCGUUCAUAUAGCCCAGGACCGGUUCCUUGGACUUUGGUGCUUCAUAUUGGGCGCUUUGUGUAAGUAUCGCGUGCAGGCACUGUUAAUUAGACAAUCCAGUCUCUUCGGAUGUAACGAUUGCAACAUGAAGCGGACAUCUGUCGCCGACUUCACAGUCUACGAGCC
Messenger RNA from Rhodofomes roseus, 2395 nucleotides. RefSeq names its product P-loop containing nucleoside triphosphate hydrolase protein. The record is from RefSeq and is a predicted model, not a curated record. Gene Ontology annotation, molecular function: ATP binding; ATPase-coupled lipid transmembrane transporter activity; ATP hydrolysis activity. Gene Ontology annotation, biological process: transmembrane transport. Lineage: Eukaryota; Fungi; Basidiomycota; Agaricomycetes; Polyporales; Fomitopsidaceae. The transcript has 13 exons. The coding region runs from base 100 to 2241 and encodes 713 amino acids.